ACCACCAUCUCCGAUCUGAUCCAGAUCUCACCCGAGGACUUUUCCAAGUUCAGCGCCGUGGCGAUUGAGGACAAUAUUAAUGAGAAAUAUGCGAACAAAGUAAUUCAAAAAAUCGGGCUGUGUAUCAGCUUCUACGACUUACUAGAGUCAUCAGACGGUCUGAUCGGCCAUGGAACAGGUCUCGUGAAUGCAGUGAAAUUCCGAUUGAUCGUGUUUCGCCCAUUCAAGGGAGAGAUCAUGCUGGGCAAAAUCGCCAGUGGGACUGAACACGGUAUUAAGAUUGCCGUGGAAUUCUUCAACGACAUUUUGAUCCCGCCAGAGCUCCUUAUGCCCGGUGCUAAAUUCGACUAUGCGGACCAAGUCUGGAUCUGGGAAAAUGACGAAGGCUCAUGCUUCUACUUUGAUGUCGGUGAGGUCGUGCGGUUCCGUGUUGAAAUGGAAGAAUGGAACGAUCAGGUCCCCAAUGGACCAGAGCUGGCAGAUGGGCCGGUCAUGGAGCGCAAGUCGCCAUACUCCCUUAUUGGCUCGAUGCAGAUGGCUGGUUUGGGACCCAUCACCUGGUGGUGA
This is a messenger RNA of Penicillium argentinense, 567 nucleotides long. Its product is annotated as DNA-directed RNA polymerase III subunit RPC25. The transcript is spliced from 6 exons. Gene Ontology annotation, cellular component: RNA polymerase III complex. Lineage: Eukaryota; Fungi; Ascomycota; Eurotiomycetes; Eurotiales; Aspergillaceae. The record is from RefSeq and is a predicted model, not a curated record. Gene Ontology annotation, biological process: transcription initiation at RNA polymerase III promoter; DNA-templated transcription. The annotation marks the transcript as partial.